UCGGAGGCGCGCGGCGAGUGGGGGCUCGAGCGAGAGGGAGGCUCGCGCUGUCAACGGCUGCGGAGCGGCGACACCCGCAAGUAAUGCACGCUCCUGCUCUCCUCGACACAGAUUACAUUUGGUCAUACCAGUUUAAGAAGAAAAGUGACUUAUCUGUGAUUGCACCUGGACCAUUAAAAGAUUCAAUCUUUGAUUAUUUUUUAAUUCAUUACUAAUUUGCACGCAAAAUUAAACAUUAAAAAUGUUUAACUUAAUUAAAAAAGACAAAGAUAAGAAGGAAAAAAAAGAAAAGAAGGAAAAACGGGAGAAAAUGUCUAUAGCAGAAUUGAAAAACCUUGAGGAAGUUGGUCUUCGUCGAGGACUCUUUAAUUUGAAUCGUUCUUCGAAGCGGGAAUCAAAGUCUAAACUGGAAAUUUCAGCUCCUAUUCCAAUAAAAGUCGCUAGUAGUUCAGAUCUCAAUCUUACUGAUAUUGAUUCAGAUACUGUUAGUAAUAGAGGAAGCAUGAUUUUUGAUUCUGAGCAGUUGAGUACUGCCAGUUCCAGUGAUGACCUCAAAAUUGAUGAAAGUAGUUUGAAGGGAUCUGUACUUCAGAGAGCAGCUUUGUUUGGUUCUCUUGCUAAACAGAAUUCAGUCCAACUCGUAAAGAGGUUCUCUUUUUCACAAAAGAGUCGAGAAGAGAUGUCAGAAGUGUCAACUCCAUCAGAAAGUUCUGCAACUCCAUCACCUCAAGUUGAAAUGAGAAAUGAAGGCUUACUACUGGAGUACUUAGAGGAAAUGCCAAAAAAUAUGUCAGAUACAUUGUCAGUGGCAAGUCCUAAUUCACUGAUUCCAGAAAUUGUGAGUAAAAGUUUUGCUGCUGAUUUACGGCUUCCUCCGGUGGUACCGCCUAUACCUACAGAACCAAGAGAACUUGUAUUGCAAAGAAGAAAUACAGGAGACUUUGGAUUCUCUUUGCGGAGAACAACUAUGCUGGACAGAGGACCUGAUGGUCAAGUGUAUCGUCGAAUGGUUCAUUUUGCAGAACCUGGAGCUGGUACCAAAGAUUUGGCAUUGGGUCUGAUGCCAGGAGAUAGAUUGGUGGAAAUUAACAAUAAGAAUGUUGAAAAUAGAUCACGUGAUGAAAUAGUUGAGAUGAUCCGUCAAUCGGGAGACACUGUGAGACUAAAAGUGCAGCCAAUCCUGGAGUUGAAUGAGCUCAGUCGAUCUUGGUUGAGAAACCAUAAAGGAAUUCGCAGAGAUACUUUUGGUUCAGAAAGAGGUGAAAAUGAUAAAGCAAUGAAAGUCAGGACUGAAGAGAUCUGUAGUCCCCAGCUGGAAAUAAAUGGAGAAAAUGUAUGUGCAACUGGAUCUUUUGAAAAUGAGCUUCCUGCACAAGAGGAGGUAAAACAAAAUAUGAAUGUGACAAAUCGUGAGGAGUUGUCCCAUGAGAAUGAGGCAUUUCCUAAGAAAAAAGUGGUUAAAAUUGUCAGGAAAGUGAUACGAAAGGCUUUACCAGGCGAAAGUGGGAGUGAUAAGGUGAAGACAAUGGAGGUUAAGUCUAAAGAGCAAGCUGUGAAGAAGAAGAUGGAAUGCAAAACAAUUCUGGAGUCAGAAGCCGGAUCUAGAACUGAAAUUAGCAAGACAACAGUUUUAAAGGUUGAGAAAAAUGUUCCCAGUACUGCUAAAAUACAACCAGCAAUUCCAACAAAGGAAACCACUAAAGAUGAUAUUUCAGUAGGGCUGACCAGUCUAAUGACGAGAGGAAAAACCAAAGAUCACAAACCUCGGUUAAAACUCUCAGAGAAAAAGGAAGAUGUUUCUACUAGUGAUCCAAAUAAAAUGAGCACUAUGUUACAUUUGCCUGCCUUGGAGCAAGCGGAAAAACAAAAUGAUCUUCAAAUGCCAGAACCAGUCAAAAGCGAGGCCCAAUGGAUGCCACAACAAAUGACCCAUACGGAUGAAGCUCAACUGAGACUGGAGAGAAUCUUCACAACUUCACUGGAACCUGCGGUCCCACCUACCCAGAGUCUAGUUCCCUCUCAAGAUUCUUCCACUCGCUCCACCGAUCUCGCACAGGCAGGUGUCUGGGCUGGUGUCUGUGCCCGUGUGUCAUGCUGGACUAAUCAGGUGGAAGAGGUGUCAACAACUGUGCUUCAGUCUUCAGCAUCUGCUCAGCCCCAGUUGAAGACUGAGGAGCAGAUUUCUGCCGAGCAAGCAUGGUAUGAAGCAGACAAAGUGUGGCUGGUUCACAAAGAUGGAUUUUCCUUAGCUGCUUAUUUAAAGACUGAUGGUGGCACGUCCAACCUUCCAGAAGGUAAUGUGAAAAUUAUACUGGAUCAUGAUAGAACAAUACUUGAAGCAGAUGAAGAUGAUGUGGAGAAGGCAAAUCCGCCAACCUAUGACCGAGUGGAAGAUCUUGCAUCCUUGUUGUACCUUAAUGAAUCAAGUGUUCUGCAUACAAUACGCCAACGUUAUGGGGGUAACCUAAUCCACACCUAUACAGGAUCAAAUAUGAUAGUGGUGAAUCCCCUCAGCUCUCCUUCAAUGUAUUCUGAGAAGGUUAUGCACAUGUUUAAGGGAUGUCGUAGAGAAGAUAUGUCUCCACAUGUAUAUGCUAUCGCACAAGCUGCGUACCGAAAUUUGCUGACUACAAGGCAGGAUCAAUCCAUUGUUUUAUUGGGCAGAAGUGGCAGUGGUAAAACUACAAAUAGCCAACAUCUCGUUCACUAUCUGGUCACAAUUGCUGGUAGCACAGGAAAAGUUGUGACUGUGGAGAAAUGGCAGGCUGUAUGUUCUGUUUUGGAAGCCUUUGGUAAUAGCACUACAAGUAUGAAUAGCAAUGCCACACGUUUUUCACAGAUCAUCUCACUUGACUUUGAUCAGGCUGGUCAGGUGGCUUCAGCUUCUAUACAGACUAUGCUUUUGGAGAAACUCAGGGUGUCUAAGCGUCCGGAGAAUGAAGGUGCAUUCAACGUGUUCUACUACCUGAUGGCUGGUGCUGAAAGUACUCUCAGAACUGAACUUCAUUUGAAUCACUUCGCAGAAAACAAUGCUUUUGGAAUUGUGCCUUUAUUGAAGCCUGAAGAGAAGCAAAAGGCAGCUCAACAGUUUAAUAAACUUCAAGCUGCUAUGAAAGUGCUUGGUAUUUCGGUUGAUGAACAGAAAGCUUUCUGGCAUAUCUUGGGUGCUAUCUACCACUUGGGGGCAGCAGGAGCCACUAAAGAUGGUGAUGAAGCUGGGAGAAGACAGUUUGCCAGACAUGAAUGGGGUCAAAAAGCAGCCUAUCUGCUGGGUUGUAACUUGGAAGAAUUGUCCUCUGCACUUUUUAAGCACCAGCCAAAAGGUGCACUUCAGAGAUCAACUUCCUUCCGUCAAGGGCCAGAUGAAUGUGGACAGGGCGAUGGGUCAGGCCCUAAGAUAACAGCAAUAGAAUGUCUGGAAGGAAUGGCAUCCAGUUUAUAUGGAGAACUGUUUACACUGCUAAUCUCACUCAUUAAUAGGGCGCUUAAAUCCACCCAGAAUUCAGUUUGUUCAGUAAUGAUAGUGGACACCCCUGGAUUUCAGAAUCCAAAGAACACAUCACAAGACAGGGCUGCAACUUAUGAAGAGCUCUGCCAUAAUUAUGCACAGGAACGUUUACAGAUGCUGUUCUAUGAGCGAACAUUUUUGAAGGAACUUGAUCGAUACAAAGAGGAAAACUUGGAGCUUGAAUUAGAUGAUGUAGAAUCCAGUUCUUCUAUUUCUGUAGCUGCUAUAGAUCAAGCCUCCCAUCAGACACUGGUUCGAACUUUGGCUAGAACCGAUGAAGCAAGAGGGUUGUUUUGGCUACUGGAUGAAGAAGCACUACAGCCUGAUGGAAAUGAAGAUACGCUUUUAGAACGGCUGUUUACUUACUAUGGCCAACAUGAUGGUGAUAAGAAUGGCCAGAGCCCCUUGCUAAAAAGCAACAAAGCUCAUCACUUCAUCCUGGGACAUUAUUACAAUACUAAUUGGGUGGAGUAUGACACAACUGGCUGGUUGAAUCAUGCAAAACAGAACCCUGCAUCCCAAAAUGCUGCUUUCCUAUUACAGGAUUCACAGAAGAAGAUCAUUAGCAAUCUAUUUAUGGGCAGAGCUGGAACAGUCACGGUAUUAUCUGGUUCAAUUGCUGGCCUAGAGGGAGGAUCCCAGCUUACCUUACGAAGAGCAACAAGCAUGCGAAAGACCUUCACCACUGGUGUAGCUGCAGUGAAGAAGAAAUCAUCUUGCAUUCAAAUUAAACUUCAAGUGGAUGCUCUUAUUGACACAAUCAAGAAGUCUAAGAUUCAUUUCAUUCACUGUUUACUGCCAAAAACUAAUGUCUUUACUGAAACAAAGGUGUCUCCAACUCCAUCUUUCAAAUCUGGAAUCACAGAAACUGAUAUCCAAGCAGAAAACUUUGAAGCAGGUUUGAUGCAGCUGGAUGUGCCACUACUUCGAGCCCAGAUUAGGGGAUGCAAACUUCUUGAUGCCCUUAGAAUAUAUAGACAAGGUUAUCCAGAUCAUAUGGUGUUUUCUGAGUUCAGACGACGUUUUGAUGUUCUUGCACCACAUCUAACAAAAAAACAUGGACGUAACUACAUUGUUAAAGAUGAAAAACGGGCAGUGGAAGAACUUCUGGAGUCAUUGGAUUUGGAGAAAAGCAGUUACCACAUAGGCCUUAGUCGGGUGUUUUUCAGAGCAGGAGCUCUGAUUAAGUUGGAAGAACAAAGGGAUGAACAGACUAGAAGAAAUAUCACACUCUUCCAGGCAGCUUGCAGAGGAUACCUUGCAAGACAAUAUUUCAAGAAGAGAAAGGUUCAAGAACUAGCUAUUCGUUGUGUCCAGAAAAACAUUAAAAAGAACAAAGGGGUCAAGAACUGGCCGUGGUGGAAACUAUUCACUACUGUCCGGCCACUAAUUGAGGUUCAGUUAACAGAAGAGCAAUUGCGGGGCAAAGAUGAGGAAAUUCAGCAGCUACGAAGCAAAAUAGAACGAGUUGAAAAGGAGCGUAAUGAGCUACGGCUAACCAGUGAUCGCUUAGAAAGCAGGCUAGGAGACCUGACAUCAGAAUUAACAGAUGAGAGAAACACUGGUGAAUCAGCAACUCAACUUCUCGAGACAGAAACUGCAGAAAGGCUUCGAUUAGAGAAAGAAAUGAAGGAGUUGCAGGCCAAAUAUGAUGGAAUGAAGAAGCAAAUGGAGUCAAUGGAAAUGGAAGUUAUGGAAGCUCGGCUUAUCAAAGCAGCAGAAUUAAAUGGAGAUCUGGAUGAUGAUGAUGAGUCUGGUGGAGAAUGGAGACUGAAGUACGAGCGUGCAAUAAGAGAGAUAGAUUUCACCAAAAAGCGAAUGCAUCAAGAAUUUGAUGAUAAACUAGAGGUUGAAUUACAGAACAAAAGGCAACUGGAGAGAAAAGUUGCAGAUUUGCAAGCCGACAAUGAAGAAAUGCAACGCAGUGUUCAGCAGUUGAAGAAGAAGUCUCAGCGACUAACAGCAGAAUUGCAAGACACCAAGCUGCAUCUUGAAGGACAACAAGGGCGUAAUCAUGAAUUGGAAAAGAAACAGCGAAAGUUUGACAGUGAGUUGUCACAGGCAGCAGAUGAAGCUCAAAGAGAGAAGAUCCAAAAAGAGAAACUAAGCAGAGAAAGAGAUGGAUUUAUAGCAGAGAUAUUCAGCUUAAAGCAACAACUGGAUGAUAAGGAUUCUGAAAUCAUCACCAUCACCCAAAAGGCAGAGCGUCUCGAUGCAGAACUGCAGGAUCUCUCCUCUCAAGAAUCUAAAGAUGAAGCUUCUCUCGCAAAAGUGAAGAAGCAGGUGCGUGAAUUAGAGGCCAAAGUCAAGGACCAAGAAGAGGAGCUUGAUGAACAAGCUGGGACUAUUCAGAUGCUUGAGCAGGCCAAGCUUCGAUUGGAAAUGGAAAUGGAACGGCACAGACAAACUCAAGCCAAGGAGAUUGAAAGUAAAGAGGAGGAGGUGGAAGAAAUUAGACAGUCUUGUCAGAAAAAGUUAAAACAAUUUGAACUGCAGUUGGAAGAGGAAUAUGAUGAGAAACAGAAAAUUCUGAGAGAGAAGAGAGAUCUGGAGAACAAACUAUCUACAGUCAGUGAGCAGGUUAGUGAACGAGACUUUGAAACUGAAAAGAGACUGCGUAAGGAUCUUCGACGGACAAAAGCCCUUCUAGCUGAUGCACAAAUAAUGCUGGAUCACUUAAAGAAUAAUGCACCCAGCAAACGGGAAAUUGCACAGUUGAAAAACCAGCUUGAAGAGUCUGAGUUCACUUGCGCAGUAGCUGUCAAGGCUCGAAAAGCCAUGGAAGUUGAAAUGGAAGAUCUGCACCUUCAGGUUGAAGAUAUCUCUAAAGCCAAAGUUUCAUUGGAAGAACAAUUAAGUCGUUUGCAACGUGAGAAAAAUGAGCUACAGAGCCGUCUUGAGGAAGAUCAAGAGGAUAUGAAUGAACUCAUGAAGAAGCACAAAGCUAUAGUUUCCCAGUCAUCUAGGGACUUAGCCCAGAUCAAUGAACUGCAGUCACAACUUGAAGAAGCCAAUAAAGAGAAACAAGAACUACAAGAAAAGUUACAAGGACUUCAGAGUCAGCUAGAGUUCACAGAACAGUCCAUGGUAGAUAAAUCCUUGGUGAGCAGACAAGAAGCCAAGAUUCGUGAACUUGAAACCAAACUGGAAUUUGAGAAAACUCAGGUCAAACGUCUUGAGACCCUGGUUAGUCGUCUCAAGGAAAACUUGGAAAAGCUGGGAGAAGAGAGAGAUCAGAGGGCGGCUGCUGAAAAUCGGGAAAAGGAGCAAAAUAAACGAUUGCAGCGGCAGCACAGGGAUCUAAAGGAAGAACUGGGAGAAGUUAGCAAGAAAGAAGCUGAAGCCAGCCGCAAAAAACAUGAGCUGGAAAUGGAUAUUGAAAGUCUUGAAGCUGCAAAUCAGAGCCUACAGUCUGACCUUAAACUUGCUUUUAAAAGAAUAGGAGAUUUGCAAGCAGCAAUUGAAGAUGAAAUGGAGAGUGAUGAAAAUGAAGAUCUUAUCAACAGUUUGCAAGAUAUGGUGGCAAAGUAUCAGAGAAGAAAGAAUAAAAUUGAGGGUGAUUCAGACACGGACUCUGAAGUUGAUGAACGUGUCGAUGACGUCAAAUCCUGGCUGUCAAAGAACAAGGGCUCAGCCAAAACAUAUUCAGAUGACGGAAGCCUAAAAAGUUCAAGCCCUCCAUUGUAUCGUCGACACGUCACUGUCAUGAAUUCUGAUGAUGAGAUGGGCAAUAUUGAAGAUACCCUGAAGUCCAGGAUAUCAACCAGGCGACCACUAAACAAUAGUGGCAGUGACACCAAAAUUGUGGAAUCCAAUGCAUAGCGAAAAGUGUAACUGUUAUCUACAGGUUCCUACUAACCAAAAAAGCUCAGCACAUGACAUUUGAAUUUCUUGGGAUAUUACUGUGGUGAUGUUGGGUUUGGUAACACAAUAAAAUUGGAAGUGGGAUGAAUGAAAUACAUGAUGUCCUGAUACUUUGUCACCUUGGUAAUAGUCUUGCAUGGUAUUGAUAGGCUGUGUUAAUUUGAAAUUUAAAUUGACUACAAAGUGUACGAUGAUUGGUAUUUCUUACAAGUAUGGAAUUUCCUGUUCUCAUCUGCAUAAUUUGAAAGCCUGUAAUAUUUCUGGGUUUGCUUUCUUCUCUUGAUUUGUUUUCUAUUGCUAUGGCUAAUCUUUCUUAUCAGCACUGCUUUCGAAAUCUAAUUCAAACUGACAUCUCUGGUUGCAGUCUAAGGCGACCACUGACUUUUUCAUGCAGUUAUUUUUACCUGAGCCAAAGAUUUGUUUUUUAUUUCUCAAUUCUAGACUGGAAAAUUGACACAGAUAAGAGCAAAAUACCAGAACCCUUUGGCUUCAAACUUUUUCUCAAAUGAUGUAUGUGUGCAUAUGUUAAUACUUUUUGAAAAUAAACAAAUUUGGUGUUGAUAGUUCACUAAUGCCUACUCUUGCACAAUCUGUUUACUUUGUAUCUUGGAGCUCAAAUAGUCGGAUGUGUUUAAUAUCAUAUACCCUGCAUUCGCUCUUCAAAACAAAUAGUUUAAAAAAAAAAGUUGUAUAUGUAAUCUUCUGUAGUCAAGAUUUAUAAUCUAAAGGGACAAAAAGUAAUUCGGAAAGGAGGGUAUUGGAAAAAGCCAACCCUUUAGAAAAUAAUUUUUGAGUUCUUUUAAUGUAUACACUUGCUAUUUAUGUUUUGUUAUCUCUUCACCAUUGUGUUUGGUUAUUCAAUGGAAAAAGUGAUACAGUCCUUAAUGUCAAAGAACCUGCUGCCAUUUAAUCUUGAUUAAAUCAAAAUACAAAUUGAAACAAAUAAAUUGGAUUAGUUUGCUUGAACAUGAUAACAGUGUGGAAAUAGUUUGGGAAGUUGCAAGGUCUGUAAAUUCAAAUGGCUGUGAUUCUUAAAUACAUAAAUCAUUUUCUGUCUUUAAAGUUUUCCAGAUCACUUCUUCACAAUGGUUGUUUUUGAUUUUGGAUAUUUUAAUUAAAAAAUAGACAUUAGUAUUAUUGUUUAUUGUUCAAAAUUAGUGACCAUUUAAAUCAAGGCUGGAACUUCAAAAUAAAAUCAUUUUUAAAAAUUACAUACACCCUCAUUUUUUUAUCAAAUUGCAUGGAUCAUUUAAGUGACUCCCUGGAAUAUUAAGAUAUUUCUUUAUAAAAUAAUUACAGGCACUAUUCUGAUAGUUCUCCUUGAAUGCUCAUUGACUUAUUAUGCCAUAGUGUUUGAUAUGAAGUUUAAAUGAAGACCUACUUUCCAGUAUAUAACUGUGCACUUUUCAAGAAUGCAGACUAUGUACCUCUUUACUCAGUACAGGUAAUAGCAAACAGAUUGCAGUUUUGCAAGGUUUAUUAAUAUUUGUAAUAUGUUAUUGAAAUGGUACAAUUUUAUUCAGUUAGUCAUAAUAUAGCACUGAUGUAUAAAGUUAUGCAGUUAAUUGGCAAAUUGUGAUAUCAGAAGUUCUGCAGUGUAGCUUCAAAGAUUUCUAAUAGUGUAAUGGAAACAGCUUUAACAGAUGAAUACAUGUGUAAGAGAGGAUGGAUUGAAAUUGCUUUGAAAGAUUGCAAACUUGGAAAAAAAAAUAUUGUCCUCUAUUAAAUGUACUUUUUGUUGACUAUUUAUGUGGCAAAAUAAACUUAUUGGUUGUCUUACAAGUUCCCAAAUUAUUUUCUUCUUUAUGACAAUUGUAGCACAGAAUAAACAGAAAAAUAACUUCA
Messenger RNA from Chiloscyllium plagiosum (whitespotted bambooshark), 9217 nucleotides. Lineage: Eukaryota; Metazoa; Chordata; Chondrichthyes; Orectolobiformes; Hemiscylliidae. The record is from RefSeq and is a predicted model, not a curated record.